GGGCUAUCAUCAGUAAAAAGCACAAUGGAAGUGUCAUCAGCGAAAUCCACUGCAGGAAUAUCGAGUGAAAAAACAACACCUGCUGUCAAAACGAAAGCUACAACUACGGCAAGAGAAACCAAGCAUACGACUGGUAUUAUUUCAUCAGAGGGAGUUACUUCCCCUGUGCCCAGUACUGGGGAAACAACCAUUAAAAUAACAAGUAGACAAACUACUCCUGUUGCCGCAACAACUGAAACAUCAAUGAAAAUGACAAGUGUACACUCCAGUGAAGAGGUGAAAUCAGAGCGCACUACACCUGUUAGAUUAUCGACAAAACAGGUGACUCCAAUAGGUACAACGACUGAAUUGAAAGUAGUAAGUGUUGUGGCAACGACAAGUGCAGUCCCUUCACUCACAUCUACGGUUUCAAGUACCACCCCAGUAUGUGAUGUAUCAGAGGGAAUGAUGUCACCAACAACUAUUCCAUCUAGUGAAAUAAAAGUAAAUGAUGACAUGGCAAAAAUAGACAAUUUACGACCAGGUGGUCUUAUACCCAUGAUGAGUUCUAAGCCUACACUGGUAAUACAAUACACACCUUCAAUUGCCAAGUCUGUGCAAAAAGUAGAAUUAGUAUCAACAGAAAACAUAAUAUCAUACACUGUUACAUUUUUCAAUGCUGAUGGAACUACUAUAAAAAGAACAGUGAGUAUAAUUACUUUUAAACCUUUUGAUGUCUGUUACCAUUGA
Mytilus trossulus (common blue mussel) is the source of this 729-nucleotide messenger RNA. Its product is annotated as mucin-17-like. Bases 25 to 729 code for a protein of 234 amino acids. The record is from RefSeq and is a predicted model, not a curated record. The transcript is spliced from 3 exons. NCBI's taxonomy places the organism in Eukaryota, Metazoa, Mollusca, Bivalvia, Mytilida, Mytilidae.